UCCAGUUUCAAUGAUCUGCAACUACUAGAUCCCGGGAUGGCGAAGAGCAUGCAAACAUUGCUAAAGGCGAGUGACGAUGACCUUUCCGACUACAGAUUUACAGUGAACGAACCGGAGAUCGAACUCAAACCAGGAGGGAAAGACGAGGUCGUGACCACUGCAAAUGUUCGAGAGUACAUUAAGCUUUGCGCCAGGCACUACACAGCAUCCUCCCAGUUCAAGGUAUUCAGUAAGAGUUUUCGGAGCAUGUUCGGUCGUUUCGGUCUUCACCAACGUUUCGCACCGCAGGAGCUGAUGUCAUUAUUCCUAGGAGGGCAAUAUGAUUGGAAGGCCUUUCAAGAAAGCUUUGGUUAUGAUGAGAAAGGCUACACAGCAAACCAUCGCGUGGUCAAGAUGUUUUGGUCAGUGUUCCAUGGUGAUCUCACUGAGGAUGAUAAAAGAGACUUUCUGAGAGUCAUGACGGGUGCUGACCAUGUCCCCAUUGGUGGAAUCCAGGAGGUUAGACCUAGGAUGUGGCCCAUGGGAGGAGACAAAGAUUGUAAGGGGAAACCCCCGAAGGACAUGUGCCCUGAAGUGAAUACAUGUCAUGGUUUCAUCGUGCUUCAUCUCCCGAUGUACAGGAAAAGAGAGCAUCUAAAAGAACGACUCAUGAAGCUAAUAGAGAUGAAAGGGCAUGGAUUUCAUAAAAUACCAGAAUAAACCUUGGACUGCCAUAGACAAUUUAACAGUCUCAUAUACGGACAUUGACAUAAUAUAAAUCUAAGUUCUUAAUCAAAGAAAAGUAUUCAAAACUGGUUGAUGAAUUGUAAUGUUGGGUCAAUUUCAAAAUAAUUUGUAUCAUGAUGAAUAAAUAAAUUGUAUAAAAUCAUAUCUGUUAUACACGGUGGCACUGAAUUCGGUCACAACGACAAACCGACCUAUUUUGGGCCAUUGGGAAUAAUAUGAUUGAACAUUUUGAUUGGUCUGUAGUUGGUUUGGUAUUGGUUUCGUUGGUGUGACUGAGCUGCGACAACAUACGAUAUAAAGAAAGAAUGGAAUAUAU
Messenger RNA from Strongylocentrotus purpuratus (purple sea urchin), 1042 nucleotides. RefSeq names its product probable E3 ubiquitin-protein ligase HERC4. The record is from RefSeq and is a predicted model, not a curated record. The coding region runs from base 37 to 699 and encodes 220 amino acids. Gene Ontology annotation, biological process: protein polyubiquitination. Gene Ontology annotation, molecular function: ubiquitin protein ligase activity. The transcript is spliced from 4 exons. NCBI's taxonomy places the organism in Eukaryota, Metazoa, Echinodermata, Echinoidea, Camarodonta, Strongylocentrotidae.